GGCGGCGGCGGAGCGGGCCCCGGGGCGGGCGGGGUCGGGGGCGCCACCAACCCGGCGGCGCUGCCCCCCGGGGACGCGCAGCUCAUCGCCCUCAUCGUGGAGCAGCUCAAGAGCCGAGGCCUGUUUGACGGCUUCAGGCGGGACUGUCUGGCCGACGUCGACACCAAGCCAGCUUACCAAAACCUGAGACAAAAAGUGGACAACUUCGUGUCAACCCAUCUGGAUAAACAGGAGUGGAACCCAACGAUGAACAAAAACCAACUGAGAAAUGGACUGAGGCACAGUGUGGUUCAGUCGGGGAUGCUGGAAGCUGGAGUGGACAGAAUUAUUUCUCAGGUGGUGGAUCCCAAACUAAACCACAUCUUCAGGCCCCAGAUAGAGCGAGCGAUUCAUGAGUUCCUGGCUGCACAGAAGAAAGAGGAGGUUGUGCCCGCUCCACCCCCGGAGCCUGAAAGUCAGGACCCUCCAGCUCCUUCCCCAGAUGCCUCCUAAGAAUUCGCCUGGUAUGCUAGCCGACGAAAAUUGGCAGCGGCCAAGUAUAUUCCACCAGACACACAAGACUGCAGCCUCUUAAUGAAGAUAUCCAAAGACUCAGUCGGGGAUCGAAUAUGAUGGUUCCGCCUCGCUGCCUGGCAGAUUGCCUUACUUGGGUUAAAAAAGACCCCGCUCAAUGGGGGCUGUGCCCUUCUGGUUCAUCCUAAGGUCUCCCAGACCAUCAUGGGAGGCUCAGGCACACUGGGGUGGUGUUUGAGGUGGGCAGGGGGGGCAAGAGGAGUCUGGGUGGCUGAACUGGCAGUGAGCUUGAGGGGGGACUUCCCAAGAGCUUUGAGCUUUGUGAGGAUUGGAAUCUAGAUAGAAGAGUGGGGAGCCCUGAAAAAUGCAACAGAAUCUGUAAUUUUGUGAUAGGAAGAGUUAAGAGUAGUCUAGGUAGAUUGGGUCCUUCACGGCAUUAGUAAACGACCGAAUUGUCGAUCCGGGAAGGAGAUGCUUCUUUAGAAAUGAGCUGCUUAUUACGGCGAAGUUGGCGGGCCAGGGCAGCAGCCAGGGUGGCCCAGCAGAUCCUUCUGAAUUGUCUGUUUUUGGCUUUCCCAGUGAGCGGGGGCCUGGCCCAAGCCCACAGUAAACUGGAAAGCACAGGCCGGCAGGGAGUGGGCGAAUCUGUCUGCCGGGUCGGGGGGAGGAUUGGGGAAGUUGCUCAGGGGUUUCGUCCUCAGACAGGUUCGCCGACCUUAUCCCUGCAGGGUUUUAAACGGGGACGGUCGGGGCUGGGAAUUUGCUGGAGAGAAUGGAUGUAUAGUCGAUCGGCAAUGUCCUUCUCCAUUUUAUAAUAAAACACUAGAAAAACCAGAAACUCUGA
Ornithorhynchus anatinus (platypus) is the source of this 1357-nucleotide messenger RNA. It is a transcript of the gene BOD1, whose product is annotated as biorientation of chromosomes in cell division 1. The annotation marks the transcript as partial. NCBI's taxonomy places the organism in Eukaryota, Metazoa, Chordata, Mammalia, Monotremata, Ornithorhynchidae. The record is from RefSeq and is a predicted model, not a curated record. The transcript has 4 exons.